AUGUGGCAUGCGUGGUUGCCACAGUCGCUGCAUUCCUGGGGGCGUCGCUCCAAGGCUGCGUCGCCGUCCGCUCCGUCGACUUUUGAGCCUUCUCCAAAGGGUGCCGUCGAGCUGAGGCCGGAGUCUCCAGGAGGAACGGCGCCUUCGGCUCGGGCCAGCAGUCCUGCCGAGGAGCCUGAACCUCGCCCGGGUCAGUCGCGAGAAAGCGGCGUACAAGGCUCCCCGCGUCAAGGGCCACGGCGUUCUUUCCUCAGUCAACGUGUCAGACCCUGGAGGGAGCGCUCACAGCCCACGCUGAGAGGCUCUGCGCCUCCAGGCGACGUCGCAGCAGAUGCGCUGGCGGGCACAGGAGACAGCGGCUCAGAAGAGGGUCUGUGCGCUGCCGAGAUGUCGCCUGCAGCUGAGCCUGUCCGUGUGCCUGGGGAUUCCAGAUCACCUCCUCCGGCGACUGAGGACGCAGGAGAGAAACUUUUUCCGUCUGAAACCAGUUCAGGCCAGCCACCGUCCACCGGGCCAUCCCCGAUGGGCGCGCCUCGACUGCAUCCGGAGCUUCCAACCGCUCUGUCCGCUUCCCUUUCUGGUCGGCGCAGUGUUAAGGCAGACGGAUCGCCUUCCUCACAUGCGACGCCUCCAGAUGGCCCAAACUGUUUGCCUCUCGCGGGCAACGCGCCCCUGCCUGCGGCCUCUCCCGCGGCGAUGCGCCUCCCAGUCGAGGAGUCCGGCGCGACGUCGGCGUCCAAGUCCUCCGGCUCUUGUCGUCGGCACGGGCGUCCUGUCUCUCGACCCCGGACGAGUGUCAGAAUUCGCCCGUUGCCGGCAGAUGGGGCUGCGGACCGGCCUCACGCCUGGUCGGAAACGAAAUGCACUCACGCCUUCCCACCCGCGCAGCUGACCUUGCCCCGGCCGCCGCCCGCGUGGGAGGAGGAAGAAAAGGCCGAGCAGCUGUGCCCGCUGCGGCAGGCGAGUCACCUGACGUUCCACGUGUAUGCAGACAUGGACGCCUACGCGCUGGAUCGCAGCCUUCCCGUGGAGCUGUCGUGGCAGGAGCGUAUUCGCGAGGCGUUUCUUUCGCUUCUUCCGCUUGCGCACACGUACGGCGUGGACCGGGUUCUUCGAGACGAAGACCUUUGUAGGAUCGUGUUCAAGUACUUUGAGAUGCAGGAAAUGUUUGCGUUGCUAGACGAGGACUCGCCUUCGCAUGCACGAAAGCCAUCUUUUUUUGGCGGACUCCGACGGUCCCUCUCUCACCGCCACAGACGCUGUUCGCCACUGUCGGGGAAAGCAGAGUCCGUCGCGUCGUGCGCGGAAACACACUCGAGUUCUCUCUUCCCGACACGAAAGCGGAAAGAAGCUGGCCCUUUGGGAGCAGCGGCGGCGCGCACCGCCGCGCUUUCUGCGGCCGAGUCCCCAGACGCUGGGAGACGCCCGAGGCAGGCAGGCAGGAAAGGUGAUUCAGAAAGUCCGAAUCGGGGCACCGAGACUGGGGCCGCAGGCCCGCGCAGCGAGGAAGCGGGCGGCUCAGCCGCCCGUGCAGAUGACGGUUCAGCUUCGGAAGGCGGAACGAAGAAGCAACUUCUGCGUUCAAGGUGGAGAGCCGAGAGGAAGAGGAGAGGCGAGAAACAGGCGGAGCGUGGACAGGAAAGAGGCGACGGAGAUUACCGGAUGGCACGAGCAGCCAGGCUCUCUAGUGAAGGAAUUAGCGAGGUCAGAGAAGCUUAUCUCCUGGACAGCCGAGCGUCCGACAGCCCGUGUUGUGGCAUGCACUGGAGUCCCAAGGGCGGACCCAGGGUGGGCUCUCCGCUGCUCGAACCGGGUUCUCCACAGGAAGCGUAUCGGUGCUGGAGGAGUACCGGCGGCAGCGGUAGCAGCCAUCUUUCGGGAAGGACUGGGGGGGACUCGAGCCUUACUUGGGAUCAAGAUGAGAGAAUCCACGAGCGCCGACUGGAAGCGGAACUGAGGAAAGGCGUGGCAGCGAUAUUCGCGGGAAACGCAAUGGGAUCGACACUCGACGCGACGCCCUGGGUCCUCGCAGUCGAUGACAGCCCCUCCGUGAGGAUCUGGAAUCGGAAAUAUCGACACAGCACGCUCCUGUCUUUUCGCAUCGAAGGCGUCGUGGACACUCCCCUAGUCGCGGUCCUGUCUGUUCUGAAUGAGAUGGACAUGUUCAGGGACUGGGUUCCGAGCUUCAGCUUCCCGGUCCGGUUGGGCUUGAAGGACGCCAUCCGCGUGGCGCAGUUUGGACGAGUGGAUCAACUCGACAUCUUCAAGAUCGCGUUCCCGUGGCCCGUGAAUGACAGGCAGGUUGAGACACAGAACGGACAUUCCCAGAGGUUCCAGAUUCAGUUCAGUGGCUGUGUCUACUGUCUUCCGUUCGGCCAGGAAGCCUUCAAAACUGAGAAAAAAUAG
Messenger RNA from Neospora caninum, 2406 nucleotides. RefSeq lists its product as hypothetical. Lineage: Eukaryota; Apicomplexa; Conoidasida; Eucoccidiorida; Sarcocystidae. The transcript is spliced from 2 exons. The record is from RefSeq and is a predicted model, not a curated record. Bases 1 to 2406 code for a protein of 801 amino acids.